Messenger RNA from Fusarium musae, 1167 nucleotides. RefSeq lists its product as uncharacterized. The transcript has 2 exons. Gene Ontology annotation, cellular component: membrane. The record is from RefSeq and is a predicted model, not a curated record. Gene Ontology annotation, molecular function: calcium channel activity; calcium, potassium:sodium antiporter activity. NCBI's taxonomy places the organism in Eukaryota, Fungi, Ascomycota, Sordariomycetes, Hypocreales, Nectriaceae. The coding region runs from base 1 to 1167 and encodes 388 amino acids. Gene Ontology annotation, biological process: intracellular calcium ion homeostasis; calcium ion transmembrane transport.
AUGACCAAUAGUGACGCCAUCGCCUACAAUGUCGCCGUCUUCAUCAGCACCCUGUUCCUCCUAGAAUUCGGCGCCGAUAACUUCGUAGACCAUACUGCCAUCGUUGCGCGUCGGACGGGGAUUCUCGACACAGUGAUUGCCCUGCUUACAGCCGGUGCAGAGUGGGAAGAGCUCGUUGUCGUUGUUGCCUCACUUGCGCAGGGUCGGCCUUCGCUAGCAGUAGGAAAUAUCAUCGGGUCGGCCAUCUCGAAUAUCCUUGGCGCCUUUUCACUCGGGCUUUUGUUCCGGCCAGCGGGGUCGCACGUUGAGUUUGACAAGAGCUCUAGGAUUUACUCACUCUCCUUGCUUAUCAUCACCACCUUUGUCGCGCCAAUCAUUUACUUCUCGCAGAGGAUCGUCUGGCUCGUAGGUGGAUCUCUCUUGAUUGCUCUUUUUGCUAUCUACCUCAUCUCCAUAGGCUGGGCCAUCAGUCGGGGAAGCUUGACCGCGCCUGAAGGCUCAGAUGAUGAUAGUAGCAGCGAUGAGAACGACACCUCAUCAAUAGAAUCGACAGCGUCUGUUAGGAGCCCCCUUCUGCCGAGUCUAGAGGAUCAUGAGUCUGAGGAUAGCGAACGGGGCCAGCGAGUUGAUGGUAGUUCUGAGGUGGCCGGGGUUACAAAUGUUUCGACCCGUCGAAGGAGACGGAGUCUCGGAUACCACAUCGGGUUCCUGGUCCUUGGCUUCUUAGCCAUCUGUCUGUCGGGCUAUGUCCUCUCUCACGCCGCUAUCAACAUCACAGACGCUAUUGGCCUCUCCGACGUUCUGUUCGGCAUCGUUAUUCUUGCCAUCGCCACUACCCUGCCCGAGAAAUUUGUUGCUGUCCUAAGCGGGAACCGGGGCCAUGUCGGUAUUCUUGUCGCUAAUACCGUGGGGAGCAACGUCUUCCUUUUGUCGCUCUGCCUGGGCAUUGUCAUGGUUGAUACCUCCGGGGAUUUUGAUGGAGCUAAUAUCAAGAUCACAGAGCUAUGUGUCCUCUGGGGCUCUACGCUAGCGCUAACAAUAGCCGUUUGGUGUGGCGAAAGGUUUGAUCGCUGGAUCGGAGGAGCCAUGCUACUUGGUUAUGUUUUAUUUAUAGCCUUGGAGGUUACAGUCAUUCAUCAUAUGGCAGAUUACCUAUGGUCAUCCUAG